AGGAGCUUGCAGUAGCGGGCGGCAGAGCUGGAGUGAAGGGAGCUAGUGGUAAAGGGAGCUGGUGGAGGGGUGGCGGCAGGGGUAAGGGGCAGGGGACACCCUCUAGACGGAGAGCGGGCUCCGAGGUCCUGGCUGGCCCUCGGUGCGCCCGCCCCUGUGUUGGUCCCACAAUCCCUGGCAAUGAGAGGCCAGGGUUUAUUGGACAGAGUCAGUUGUGGGGUUCAGAGGGUCAGCAAUCAAUCAAUCCUCCGAAUCCAGAGAUUUAGACCCAGUCGUCCGUAUUAGGACUGGAGGGGGGUCAAUAGGUUCAGUGUUUGAGAUGCCAAGGGAACCUGUCUUUUGAUUUGGGGUUCAACAUACAGAGUUUAGGUAGCAGUCACCAUUAUGCUCAAAGCGGUGAUCCUGAUUGGAGGCCCUCAAAAGGGAACUCGCUUCAGACCUUUGUCUUUUGAGGUGCCCAAACCAUUGUUUCCUGUGGCAGGGGUCCCUAUGAUCCAACACCAUAUUGAAGCCUGUGCCCAGGUCCCUGGAAUGCAGGAGAUUCUGCUCAUUGGCUUCUACCAACCUGAUGAGCCCCUCACCCAGUUCCUAGAAGCCGCCCAGCAGGAGUUUAACCUUCCAGUCAGGUACCUGCAGGAAUUUGCCCCCCUAGGCACAGGGGGUGGUCUUUACCAUUUUCGAGACCAGAUCCUGGCUGGGAGCCCCGAGGCAUUCUUCGUGCUCAAUGCUGAUGUCUGCUCCGACUUCCCCUUGAGUGCUAUGUUGGAAGCCCACCGACGCCAGCGUCACCCUUUCUUACUCCUUGGCACUACGGCUAACAGGACGCAAUCCCUCAACUACGGCUGCAUCGUUGAGAAUCCACAGACACACGAGGUAUUGCACUAUGUGGAGAAACCCAGCACAUUUAUCAGUGACAUCAUCAACUGCGGCAUCUACCUCUUUUCUCCUGAAGCCUUGAAGCCUCUUCGGGAUGUCUUCCAGCGUAAUCAGCAGGAUGGGCAAUUCUGCCUUGCUCUGGGGGAGGACUCACCAGGCUUGUGGCCAGGGGCAGGUACCAUCCGCCUAGAGCAGGAUGUGUUUUCAGCCCUGGCAGGGCAGGGCCAGAUAUACGUGCAUCUCACUGAUGGUAUCUGGAGUCAGAUCAAGUCCGCAGGUUCAGCCCUCUACGCCUCCCGCCUCUACCUGAGCCGAUACCAGGACACUCACCCAGAACGGCUGGCCAAGCACACCCCAGGGGGCCCAUGGAUCCGAGGUACCCAGCCUGCCCCAAUUCCUAACCUUUGGCUUCCACCCCAGCCCUCUGAACCAGGAUUCUUGACCUCGAGUCCAGAGUUAAAGCCUCAAUCCCUGCCCCUUCCUGAUCAAAUUCGGUUUGGGAUAUUUGCCCCCAGGGCCUCUCUUCUGCUUCUAGGGAAUGUGUACAUCCACCCGACCGCCAAGGUGGCCCCCUCGGCUGUGCUGGGCCCCAACGUCUCCAUCGGGAAGGGGGUGACCGUGGGUGAGGGUGUGCGGCUCCGGGAGAGCAUCGUCCUCCAUGGAGCCACUUUGCAGGAGCACACGUGUGUUCUGCAUAGCAUCGUGGGCUGGGGGAGCACCGUGGGACGCUGGGCCCGCGUGGAGGGUACCCCCAGUGACCCUAACCCCAACGAUCCCCGAGCCCGCAUGGACAGUGAGAGCCUCUUCAAGGACGGGAAGCUGCUGCCUGCUAUCACCAUCCUGGGCUGCCGAGUCCGGAUCCCUGCCGAGGUGCUCAUCCUGAACUCGAUUGUUCUGCCACACAAGGAGCUGAGCCGAAGCUUCACCAACCAGAUCAUCCUCUGAGUAGGGCUGCCAGAAGGCCCCCAGCUCCUACCCACUCCCCUUGAGGCUGCUGCCUGCUUGGCCAGCCUCUGUCCAGAAAGGACCAGAGAAAGCCAGGCUGGAUCGUCACAUGCCGGGGAGCAAUGUGGAUGGCCUGGGGACUCCUGGGUUUUCUCCCUCCCGACUCCCUAAUAAACCCCGUGAACCUUGGA
Molecule: messenger RNA, 2012 nt
Organism: Homo sapiens (human)
Lineage: Eukaryota; Metazoa; Chordata; Mammalia; Primates; Hominidae
Gene: GMPPA
Product: GDP-mannose pyrophosphorylase A
Exons: 13
Coding region: 385-1821 (478 amino acids)
Biological process (GO): GDP-mannose biosynthetic process
Cellular component (GO): cytoplasm
Molecular function (GO): transferase activity
Source: RefSeq, a predicted model, not a curated record